AUGAUCGAACUAGUUGGAACAACGCUACAAACUGAUGCGAUGGACAGUGAUGUACCUUGCAUCGGUUUCUGUAAUUGGAAACGUAUAUCAGUAUUUCGAAAUACUGUUCCGAUUGUUACGCUGUUACUUGGUGGCAACAUUACAACACUCGUUGUUAUAUGUGAAGGAUUACAGAAUGAAACACCAGUUGUUGCUGUUCUAGGUACAGGUCAUCUUGCAGAUAUCGUCGCUGCCCUGUGCUACGAUCUACGCUCAUAUCACGAACUUACCCAUAAACAAUUCAAUGAUUAUCCAGAUUUAAAGAAGAAAUUAGAAGAAAAAAAGGAGAAAGAUAUACAAGAGUGCAAACUUAGAUUGAAAGAAUUGGGGCGUUUAGAAGGAAAGAAUACAGAUCAAAUCGAUGAUAAAAUUAAAAAAUGUGUAAAAAUACUAGAAGACAUGAAUACGCUUAUUGCUGUAUACGAUGGAGUUAAAUGUAUUGAUAAUCUAGAAGAUGUGAUUGCAGAUGCAAUGUGGAAUGAAAUAUCCUAUCAUCGCAAGAAUAAGGAGACAAGAAACGAUGGAUACGAUCCAAGAGCUGAGGAAUUGAAAUGGUGUUUGAUCUGGAACAAGGAAGCACGUGGAGAACUGGAGAUUUGGAUUAAUAGUGGAGACGAGAAUUUGGCAUUGGCAGAAACUAAGCGACGUUGGGUAAGCAAACUUGGACAAUCAGCACUCUUCGAAGCUUUAUGUAGAAACAAAGUCUCUUUCGUCAAUCUGCUCAUGGACAACGGCGCCUCAAUAGAAGCAUUUGAAAUCAACGAUUUGCAGAUUAUUUGUAAAAAAGCAAUGAAUGACGAUGCUCUGCCUCUCGACUGGCCUCCACGUCAUCUUCAUGCAUCAAAUGAUCCGACAAAAUUGCUAGAAAAUAUGCAUAAUUCUUAUCUUAUUCAAUAUUUAGGAUAUUACGUGAUAAUACGUGCACAAUUGGGUUAUAAUAAUAUUAUUAGCACCUGGAAUUGGGAGGAUCUAGCAGCCGUUACUUUUUACUUGGUUGGAUUUAUUACCCGCUUUUUUGUUAUCGAAACAGUCUUCAUUGUAUCAAAGAUAUUCAUGGCAAUCGAUCUGAUUAUUUGGUCUUUUCGUGUACUUCAUCUUUUUACUGCUUAUGAAAUCUUGGGUCCUAAAUUAGUCAUGAUUUAUAAAAUGAUGAAAGAUGCCGUCCUGAUCUUCGUGUUUUUCAUUCUUAUUCUUCUCUUCUCAUUUUCAGUUACAUCCUGGUCUCUGCUAACAACUAGCAAUCAAGUUAAUUGGACAUAUGCCGGAGAUGGUUCGUUAUAUAAUGUUACUGUAAUGAAUGGUGGUAGUGAUCUAUGGACAUGGCAAUUAUUGCGAGAUGUUUCCAAUUGGGGUAUUUGGAAAGUAUUCGGACAAACUGAUGAACCAUAUAACGGUGUUGUUAGCGGUAAUGAUGUUUAUGGUACAUUUGUUUACUUACUUGCAAUUGCCUUCGUAUUGAUAUCAAAUAUACUUCUUGUAAAUGUUCUCAUUGCGAUGUUUAAUGUGACCAUUCAACGUAUACUUGAUCGAUCGCGUAUCAUUUGGAGACAUCAACGAUUCUUGCUAAUUUAUGAAUACAGCGAAAGACCAGUAUUGCCUGCUCCGUUGAACGUUUGUUACUAUCCAGUUAAAUUCAUAAUAUAUCUCUGGCGUCUUUGUUGUUGUGAACGUCCAUGUGUAUCAUCUCGAGUCACCCAAAGUACUGAUUAA
Messenger RNA from Adineta steineri, 1749 nucleotides. NCBI's taxonomy places the organism in Eukaryota, Metazoa, Rotifera, Eurotatoria, Adinetida, Adinetidae. The record is from the annotation of a GenBank genome assembly.